UUUUGCACGUGUAUGUCUUAUAGAGCAAGAGGAAGACUGAGCAGCAAGCCAUAAAGGCGUAGUGUUGAGAAAGAGCUGCUAUCAGUCUGGGUAUAGAAAGUGGAAAAUCAGAACACUGGCUUGCCAAAGCUCAGACUGCCUGAGAAACUUCUGAAACAGCGAGAGGCGGAUAUCAGAGGAGGCAGGACAGCUAGCUCACCCGUGUUCCCAGUGUAGAGCAUACACAGUGAAGAGCAAAAGGCUGCCUGCAGUACAAAGUUGAAGUCAAGGUAAAGAGAGAGAGGGCGAGAGGGAACAGAACAGCUGGAAGACGGGAGCAGAACAAAAAGAGGAUCUGGAGAGAAACUGUGAUGGAAAAACUGAAUGUCUACCAUGGACCCAUCGGUAAAGAAGAAGGAGAGCGUCGACUGGCCCAGGACGGGCGGGAUGGGUGCUACCUAGUCCGUAACAGUGACUCUGUGCCAGGCGUCUACUGCCUGUGUGUGCUGUGCCACGGGUUCGUCUACACAUACAGACUUCACAAGGACGAUGCAGGGACAUGGGCCGCAGAGACCACUCCUGGUGUGCAGAAGCGAUAUUUCCGGCAAAUCAAAAACUUGAUUUCAACUUUCCAGAAGCCCGGACAAGGAAUUGCCAUGCCUCUGCUCUACCCCGUCACCGCUCAGAAACGGGCACAAACAUACACAGAGGCACAGACGCCCAGUAAUAGCCUGUCAGCGACACACAGCAGCCCCGAUUCUUACCUCCAGCAGCGGCUGCAGCAUGCUGCCGAGGGACAGAAAAAUAUGAAAAAGAAGGAGGUGCGGCAGGCUGUCGGUUAGGGGCAAACCCAGAGCUCUCCAUUGACCUAAUUAUACACAAAACGCUGUUUUUUGCGUGGUGCCUGCUGUUGCAUUUUUCACGCAGUGUGAGAUAUAAAUGUCAUUUCUUUCCAAUUAAGCAGCUCCUGUUAGUUAAAUCUAAGACAUUUAAGAUCUAGCAGUGCCUCAGAUCUCCUUCCAGUAACUCUUUUUUUCCCCUUCAUACGAGGACGAGAAAGUGCCUCAUAACUUGCAGAGCUGUGGUGUAAAAUAUUCAACUGCUGAAACAUUAAUAUCCAUUACUGCAUUCGUAAGAUGACAGCAAAUAUUGUGCUCUGUUUUCUUAAUGCAAUUUGGUUAUGUGAAUGGCAGAAAA
This is a messenger RNA of Labrus mixtus (cuckoo wrasse), 1176 nucleotides long. RefSeq names its product SH2 domain-containing protein 1A-like. The record is from RefSeq and is a predicted model, not a curated record. The coding region runs from base 351 to 821 and encodes 156 amino acids. NCBI's taxonomy places the organism in Eukaryota, Metazoa, Chordata, Actinopteri, Labriformes, Labridae. The transcript has 3 exons.